AUGGCAGCUCGAGCACCAACGCAGCGACUGCUUCGUCUCUCAAGACCAAUUUCAACCCAAACCACGGCCUCUGCAUCCGCAUCACCCAAGACUGCCUCCACCACCACCCUCAACCCAGCCCACAGCCAGACCAUCACCCUCUCCGAUGGCCGCACGCUGGGCUUCGCCGAGUACGGCGAUCCCCGCGGGCGCAAGACGCUGCUCUACUUUCACGGCUACCCAUCGUCGCGCAUCGAGGCCAAGCUGCUAGACAAGCUCGCCCUCGCGCACUCGAUCCGCAUCCUGGCCCUCGACCGCCCCGGCUACGGCCUGUCGACGCCGCAGCGGCCGCGGCGCUCCCUCCUCGACUGGCCGCGCGACGUAGAGGCCUUUGCCGCCAGCCAGCACCUCGACCGCUUCGCCGUGCUCGGCCUCUCCGGCGGCGGGCCCUUUGCCGUCGCCUGCGCGCACGCGCUGCCCCCGCGGACGCUCACCGCCGUAGGCCUCUUUGCCAGCGCGCCGCCGUGGGCCGCCGGCCGCCACCACAUGACGCGCGCGCGGCGCAUCCUCCGCGUGCUGGCCAACCGGUGCCCGGGCCUCGUCGGCGCCCUGACCAUGCUGGCGCUGCGCUUCGCCCGUUGGCUCGUCGGCACCCGCUCCGUUGCGACGCGGCUCGACGCCUGGCUGGAGCUCGCCAACGAGCAGGCGCGCGAAAAGGAGGCGCGGCGGCUCAAGGCGGACCCGACUGCGCAGCCCAGAACUGUCACGGCGCCUGAUGCACGCCCGGUGGCCGAGCAGCGCGUCGCCCUGCUCGAUAUGCUGAUUGGUGAGCCGUUCGCGCAGGGGCCAGACGGCGCCGUGCAGGAGGCGCGCAUCUUGACUGAUGAUGACUGGGGGUUCCGUCUCAACGACGUGACGUAUCGGGACUCGCCAAUUAAAAUCUGGCACGGGACCAAGGACGUCAAUGCGCCGAUCGAGGCCAUCCGCUAUCUCGCCGGCAAGCUGCCCAACGCAGAGCUGCACGAGUUUGACCAGGACACGCAUUACACCAUGGGAGAGCACAUCGAGGCAGCUGUAUUGGACUUGAUGGGCGAGACACAAAAAGAGAAAAAGUAA
This is a messenger RNA of Beauveria bassiana ARSEF 2860, 1095 nucleotides long. Its product is annotated as alpha/beta hydrolase. The record is from RefSeq and is a predicted model, not a curated record. The transcript has a single exon. NCBI's taxonomy places the organism in Eukaryota, Fungi, Ascomycota, Sordariomycetes, Hypocreales, Cordycipitaceae. Bases 1 to 1095 code for a protein of 364 amino acids.